Molecule: messenger RNA, 2234 nt
Organism: Cynoglossus semilaevis (tongue sole)
Lineage: Eukaryota; Metazoa; Chordata; Actinopteri; Pleuronectiformes; Cynoglossidae
Product: leucine-rich repeat-containing protein 4-like
Molecular function (GO): protein binding
Source: RefSeq, a predicted model, not a curated record
GUUGUUCAUGUAAGCGCUAAUUUUCGAAAAGAUUAAAUGUUUGGUAGGAUACGGUCGUAAGAAAAAAUGUAAAAGAUAAUGUUCCAUAUCAUAUAACAUUAUGUUCGACGUUAAUAAAUAUAUCAAUGUGUUUUACAACGAAAAAUACACCGUACAGUGAACAAAUAAAUGAUUAAGUAUCAUUCGUCUGUCUCACGAGCCUGAAUCCGACUCUGGUUUAUCCUGCACUGUUUAGAAAAAACAGUGUUGUUGUAACUCUCGGUACAAGACUCUAAAAUAACCUAAAAAAGGAGCACUGCCGCAUUUCAAUGGCAGGUGCUGCCACCUACCGGUAAGUGAUGUGAAACCCACAUUUAGAAAUCAGGAAGCGCUACAGUGCAUUCUUAAGAUAGUAUAUAUAUAUAUAUAUAUAACUGUGCUUAAAUAGUAUUUAGCUUUAUUAAUAUUUAGAAAAAAACACCAAUGUUUCCAUGUCAAGUCCCGCACUUUAUUGUCUACUUAAACCUCCAGUCAGUCCUCUGACAAAUGCACAAAUUCUGCACAAGCCGUUUAAGGAUUUACGUAAUAUUUAAUUCUGUCAAACAGAAGGAUGGACGGAUCCCUGCUGGCAUUAAGAGGAAAAGAGUGAGACAGAAAUCCAAACGGAGUGAUGGGAGGAAACAUUUGGUGAUUGCUCUGGAUUAGAGGAUUAUAGAGGCAGCUGACUGCACUCAGAGUCUCCACCAGCAUCACUGUCCUCGGUCCCGUCGUCUCUGUCCCCCAUCAUCACUCACUCUGCUGCAGUCAGUGAAGUCAGCCGACAGGUAGAGGUUGAUGGUUCAGGAUGGCGCUGUUCCUAGGUCUCAGCAGCAGGACAGGUUUUCCUCCAUCCUGGAGAAAUUCCGUCCCUGGGCAGAAGAGGCAACAUCGGAGUUAAACUACCAAACAAACCUACAACAUUGAAGAACUCCCCCCUGGAGGAAACAUGCAUCUCCCCCUCUCUGCUCUGCUCUUCUUUCUCACUGCCCUCCCUCCACCUCCGUUCUUCUACUCUUUAGUCCAGGGUUCUCACAGGUGUCCACGUGACUGUGCUUGUUACGAGCACGCCGACCUGGGGGACUGUCGUGGUCGUGGCUUCCAGCGCGUUCCCAGGGGCAUCCCACCCGGUACCUGGCUACUGGAGCUGGAGAAGCCCCCCCCCCGAGCCUUCGCUGGACUCUGGUCCCUGCGAGUGCUGGUGAUGAAGAACAGCCACAUACAGGUUCUCCAACCACAGGUUUUUUUCUCCUUGUCUUUCCUGGAGAAGUUAGACCUGAGCUGGAACCAGCUGACGUCUCUCCCUGCCGACUUCUCCACCAGUCUGUUGGCCCUGAAGGAGCUCCGCCUGGAGCACAACCAUCUGAGUUAUAUUCCUACAAACAGCUUCCUGUUUCUGGACAACAUGGAGAAGCUGGACCUCAGUUAUAACAAGCUGACCUCCCUGGGCCCUGGUGCGUUCAGGGGCCUCUCCAGGCUCAGACAGCUGUACCUGCACAACAACAGACUGUCUGUGGUGCAGCAGGGCAGUCUGGACAUGCUGCCUGGACUAGAGGUGAGGAUUUAUAACCAGAAGCUGUGUUCUCACUUCGUCAGUCUGCACACAACAGCCACUCACAUCCAUCUGUCAGGAAACCCCUGGACCUGCGACUGCGAUCUGCACCGUGUCUUCAGUAAGAUCCUCCACGUCCGUCACCUCUACAUCGACGACUACAGGAACGUGACGUGUCAGGAUCCGCCUCAGCUGACCGGAGCGUCGCUGUCCUGGUUGGACAGUCACCUGUGCAUGGCGGAGACGGCCACCGUGCUGGUCAACGCCAUCACCGUCAUGGUCACCGUGGUGGCGGCCAUUGUGAUGGCAGAGAGGAACAGGCAGAGGAACCGAGGGAAGAACUGGGACAGCGAGUCUCAAACCCAGAGCCCACGCUCCUGAGAGCAGGCGUGAAGCGUCGGAGAGAAUGACCUCACAGUGACAGACAGUAUGUUCUCAUUUCUCAUUGGACGAGAGACAAAAUCACUUCGGUCAGUUUUUCUUUGUUGUAUUUCUAAUUCACUAUAUGUUAAAUAUAAAACAGUAUCUUUAUGUGUCGUAUUUAUUCACUCUGAAACAUGAGUGAAGCUCAGAGGAAGUGUGAGGUGACGGCAGAGUUUAGACAUUUUUUUAGAUUCCAGAAAGUUUCUGACUGGACGAUUGAGUGUUUGAUGAAAGAGAGUGAGUU